Molecule: messenger RNA, 1794 nt
Organism: Scaptodrosophila lebanonensis
Lineage: Eukaryota; Metazoa; Arthropoda; Insecta; Diptera; Drosophilidae
Gene: Pgd
Product: 6-phosphogluconate dehydrogenase, decarboxylating
Exons: 4
Coding region: 167-1612 (481 amino acids)
Biological process (GO): pentose-phosphate shunt, oxidative branch; pentose-phosphate shunt
Cellular component (GO): cytosol
Molecular function (GO): phosphogluconate dehydrogenase (decarboxylating) activity; NADP binding
Source: RefSeq, a predicted model, not a curated record
UCGGCCAAAGCUUUCGUUAUUGUCGCUGUCUUACACGUUUAUCGUUUUAAGAACAGAAAAACCGGCAGUUUCAUUCCGUGACCGUAAACGAAACAACAUAGAAGUUUUCAGGUACUAGUUGUACACAUGUGCAGAAACUUAAGCAUUAGCAAAUACAUAUAUUAAAAUGAACGGCAAAGCCGAUAUUGCAUUAAUUGGCCUGGCCGUUAUGGGCCAAAACCUCAUAUUGAACAUGGAUGAAAAGGGCUUUGUGGUCUGUGCGUAUAAUCGCACCGUUACUAAGGUUAAAGAGUUCCUUAGCAACGAAGCUAAAGGAACCAAAGUGAUCGGUGCCGAAUCCUUAAAGGACAUGGUUGAUAAGCUGAAAACGCCUCGCAAAAUUAUGCUGUUGGUCAAAGCUGGCACCGCUGUUGACGACUUUAUACACCAGCUAGUGCCGCUGCUCUCGGCCGGCGAUGUUGUCAUCGAUGGCGGAAACUCCGAGUACCAGGACACUUCAAGACGAUGCAACGAGCUAGCAAAGCUAGGCCUGUUAUAUGUUGGAUCAGGUGUGAGCGGGGGCGAGGAAGGCGCGCGGCACGGUCCCUCGCUUAUGCCUGGGGGGCACGAGGCGGCCUGGCCAUUGAUCAAACCAAUCUUCCAGGCCAUAUGUGCGAAGGUGAAUGGUGAGCCCUGCUGCGAAUGGGUGGGCGACGGUGGCGCCGGACACUUUGUUAAGAUGGUUCACAAUGGUAUCGAGUACGGAGACAUGCAGUUAAUAUGCGAAGCUUAUCAUAUUAUGCAGAGUCUUGGGCUCAGUGCGCCUCAAAUGGCUGAGGAGUUUGAAAAAUGGAAUGCCGCGGAGCUGGACUCGUUUCUCAUCGAGAUUACGCGCGACAUACUGAACUACAAAGAUAGCCAAGGCCAUCUACUAGAGCGCAUACGCGACAGUGCGGGCCAAAAGGGCACUGGAAAGUGGACUGCCAUUGCAGCUCUGCACUAUGGUGUUCCGGUCACACUUAUUGGUGAAGCUGUCUAUGCGCGCUGCUUGUCAGUGCUGAAGGACGAACGUAUGUUCGCUAGCCGCCGGCUAAAAGGUCCGGAAACGCAGGCGACCGUGGUAAACCAAGCACAAUUUCUCGACGACAUCAAACAGGCACUGUACUGUGCCAAAAUUGUUAGCUAUGCCCAGGGAUUUAUGUUGAUGCGUGAGGCAGCCAAAGAAAACAAGUGGACGCUGAACUACGGUGGUAUUGCACUAAUGUGGCGCGGGGGAUGUAUUAUUAGAAGUGGGUUCCUGGGCAACAUCAAGGAGGCGUAUACACGUCAGCCGACGCUAACAAAUCUAUUGCUCGACGACUUCUUCCGGUGCGCAAUAGAGAAAGGUCAGGCUUCUUGGCGCACAGUGGUGUCUAGUGCCUUCUGUUGGGGCAUUCCUGUGCCAGCGCUCUCCACAGCAUUGUCUUUCUACGAUGGUUAUCGAUCAGCUAAGCUACCGGCGAACUUGCUACAGGCGCAGCGUGACUAUUUUGGCGCCCACACCUACGAGCUCCUCGGCCAAGAGGGCAAAUUUGUGCACACAAACUGGACUGGAACAGGUGGUAAUGUCUCGGCUAGCACUUACCAGGCAUAACGGACGCUAAUGCAAACGCACAUUCCACACAACCCAUGUCUUUGCCAGGCGUUUGGAUUGUACUGCUUUUUAUUUUUUACUUCAAGUAGAAGUACUUUUUUAUGUAAGGAUUAUUUGUGUAUAAAUUCACGUGCUUUUAUACAUACUAUUAAACUGGUGUUUCUGCAGCAACUUCCAUUUCA